AUUCACUAGUCUUCCAAAUCGCAAGCUCUGAUGAUAAAGGAAAAGAAAGCUGCACCCUCCCCAUUAGGAUCAUUCAUGUGCAGACAUGGGCAACAAACCUUCAAGGCGUUAUCAACCAAAGGGAGAUGAGAGCACUGUUUUUAUUUCCAAGAAGAAUGAUGUUUACAGGAUACCUGCUCUUUUCUACGAUAGAGAUAGAAAAAUCCUGAUGGCCUUUGCAGAGAAGCGGAAGACGUCAGAUGAUGCCAGCUCAGUAGCCAUUGUCAUGAAGACAGGAAUAUUUAAGGAGGAUGAAACCACCCAUAAAGUGACAGUGAAGUGGUCAGAGCUCAAACUGUUGAAGGAGGCCCAUCUUCACAGACACCGCCCCAUGAGCCCCUGCCCGCUGUAUGAGAAAACCAGUAAGACACUCUUCCUCUUCUUCAUGUGUGUCGAAGGCACUAUUACAGAGCAGUGUCAGAUACGCCACAACUGCAACAAAGCCCGUCUCUGCUACAUCACAUCUAAAGAUGGCGGACAAAGUUGGAGUAAAGUGACUGAUCUGACCUGCAAGUUUGAUGAAAUCAAAAGCUGGGCCACGUUUGCUGUCGGGCCCGGCCAUGGUAUCCAGACAGACGGCGGUAGAUUGAUUGUCCCAGUUUACGCCUAUGCUUCUUGCUGUUGCUCAUGUUGUCAUUGUUGUUUAUGCUGUGGCUCAUGUCGCCCAACUCCAAAUGCUCUCUAUCUGUACAGCGAUGAUAAGGGCAAAACAUGGCAAUUUGUCCAUAAACUUCAGACUGAGUCCUUAGAGUGUGAAAUGGCAGAGUUUUUUGAUGAGGGAGGAAAUAGCAAAAUCUACUGCAAUGCCCGCAGUAAGGGGGGAAACCGAGUGGAGGCUAUUCUUCACAAUGACAGGGCUGGUUUGAUCCCCCUCCUGCCUACUGUCAAGCUUGUGGAAACAGGUGGAGGCUGUCAGGGAAGUGUGGUGUCCUUUCCUGUUCAAAGUGAAGCUGCUGGUGUAGAUGAUGAUCAGAACCAGAACCCAAACAAGUGGCUGCUUUUCACCCACCCGAGCAAUAGGUCCAAACGCACAGAUUUAGGGGUGUAUUUGAACAAAUUUCCAAGCGACCCAAAUGCAUGGAGCAAACCCUGGAUCAUUAAUAGUGGACCCAGUGCUUACUCAGACCUGGCUUACACUGGUGAUGGAUGGUUUGCUUGUCUGAUGGAGCGUGGGAAGCACAGUGAGAUUGAGCAGAUAGCCUGCAAGGUUUUCAGCUACAAUGAUGUAAAGCAGGGCAUUGGUAAGUGAUAUACUGUCACUUUAUCAUGUCACAGCAUACUCAAUGACACCAAAACAGAAACAUUUUGUUUACUCACGCAAGAUUACAAAAAAACUGUUGUUUAAAACAAAAAAAGAUGAUUCACUAACAGACUGUGUUGUAUGACAUGCUUAUACAGAAAAUAUAAGGUAUUAGAGGUUUUAUUGGUUUAUAAAUAGUACAAAUCAAUUUUAACUUCAUGUAUAAGAUAAUCUUUUGUGAUCUGUACUUAUAUUGGAUGUGUUUUGUGCUGUAUUCCUUGUUUUACACUUAUGUGACAUGUACAUUUCUUUGUGAGGAUUAAUAAAAUA
Molecule: messenger RNA, 1609 nt
Organism: Notolabrus celidotus (New Zealand spotty)
Lineage: Eukaryota; Metazoa; Chordata; Actinopteri; Labriformes; Labridae
Product: sialidase-3-like
Exons: 2
Coding region: 86-1288 (400 amino acids)
Biological process (GO): ganglioside catabolic process; oligosaccharide catabolic process
Cellular component (GO): membrane; cytoplasm; lysosome
Molecular function (GO): exo-alpha-sialidase activity
Source: RefSeq, a predicted model, not a curated record